Peronospora belbahrii is the source of this 2529-nucleotide messenger RNA. The record is from the annotation of a GenBank genome assembly. Lineage: Eukaryota; Oomycota; Peronosporomycetes; Peronosporales; Peronosporaceae.
AUGGCUCGAGACAAUGACCGCGAUCGGAAGCGGCGACGUUCAAGGUCGUGCUCUCGCUCUCGCUCACGUCGUCGCAAUCGUUUUCACUCACCGUCUGCAUCUGUAAGUGCGUCAUGUCUUUAUCCUUGUCCAGUCUCGUCAAAAACGGAUAUUGCUAGCGUUCAGGAGAUGCAAUCUCCGGUGGUCACUAUAAUUUCUCCGCUACCUGCUGUAGCGCAUCGUGAGGAGCUCUUGAGUGCUCUAGAGUCUCAUCAAGUUGUAAUUUGUGUAGGAGAGACUGGAUCUGGUAAAAGCACGCAGAUUCCGCAGUUUUUGGACGCCUGUGGAGCUUAUACCGCUGUUAAAUGUGACCAAGGUGGGAUAUCUCAUUGUGUAGCCAUCACACAGCCCAGACGAGUAGCUACAGUGUCAGUAGCUCACCGAGUAGCCGAGGAAAUGAAUACAAGAGUUGGAGGUGAUGGCUUUGUGGGCUAUUCAAUCAGAUUUGAGUCACGGUGCAGCGACCAGACGAGACUCAAGUUCCUGACGGAUGGAGUUUUAGUUCGAGAGUGUUUGAACGAUCCAUUGCUCACAAAAUACAGCGUUGUGAUGGUGGAUGAAGCGCAUGAACGUAGUAUUCAUACAGAUAUACUCUUUGGUCUAUUGAAACAAGUGAUGCAACGACGACCAGAGUUUCGGGUGCUUAUCACGUCCGCUACGUUAGAUGCCGACAGGUUUGCAGAGUUUUUUGGCCAAGCGACAUUGUGUCAAGGUGUCAAAAGCAAGAAGGCGAAAAGAAAGAAGGUGACGCCAUGUCCAAUUGUUAAGAUUCCUGGACGAUUAUUUCCUGUGGACAUUUUUCAUUCCAAACAGCAGCAGGUCAUGGGACACAGAGGUCCGCUGUCAUCUUAUGUGCAUGCUACUGUCGAGACGACAAUGCAGAUACAUAAUAGCGAAGAACCAGGUCAUAUCCUUGUAUUCCUUACCGGCCAACGUGAGAUUGAAGAUGCGUGUGCACAAAUUCGAGCGCUUUAUCGAGAACAAGGAGAGAAACGAACGGAUGGCAUGGAGCUGCUUGUUCUGCCGCUGUAUGGCGCAUUGCAAGGCCGCAGACAGCGUGAGAUCUUUGAUGCAUUGUCAAUGGCUCGCGUGCGUAAAGUGAUUGUUGCGACAAAUAUUGCCGAGACUUCUCUGACGAUUGAUGGAGUUCGAUAUGUAGUAGAUUGUGGCUUUACGAAGCAAAAAGUGUAUAAUCCAGUGCAGCAGAUGGAGUCUCUUGUGAUUGUGCCGAUCUCCAAGGUGUCAGCGCAACAGCGUGCUGGUCGAGCUGGUCGCACGGCUCCUGGAAAAUGCUAUCGUCUUUAUAACAAGGUUUCUUACGAGGAAAUGGCUCAGGAGACAGUACCCGAGAUUCAGCGCACGAACCUGGCAAACACCGUGUUGUAUCUUAAGUUGCUUGGCAUCCAAGACGUGCUUGGUUUUCCGUAUUUGGACCCGCCUGAUGAAGACUCACUCUUGGAUGCGCUGAAGCAGCUGUACGUACUUGGAGCAUUGGACUCCACAACUGGCGAGGCUACACCGCUUGGUAAACUCAUGGCUGCCUUUCCAUUAGAGCCAAAGCUUUCUCGUGCUUUAGUUGAAUCAUUGUUGUUGAAGUGCAGUCGGGAAAUGACGCAAGUGGUUGCAAUGCUUUCUGUAGAGAAUGUCUUUGUUGAGUCUGAUCAAAGGAGAAGUCGCCGUGAUGAAAGCGACGACAAUGAAAACAAGGAAUCAGCCUGGGAACGUCUCAUGCUGACAUUAAAAGAAGACGGACUUUUGCACAAAGACGGAGACCAGCUCACGUUUCGACUGUUACUGGAAGUAUUUGAGUCAAAGUCCCACGGAAUGAAACAGCAUCGCCGCAAACUUGAGCUCUGGUGUAAAGAUCGCCAUCUUCGACUGCGCGCUCUGACGAUGGCUGGAUCCAUUGUGAAGCAGCUUCGUGAUAUCAUCAACUCGCUAUCUCGACGCAACCUCGAUGCUGUUAAAACGACAGUGCGAAUAGAUGACAACCAAUUGAAAGCAUCGCUAGACGACCGCUUGCGCCAAGCACUCUGCGCUGGUUUUUUCAUGAAUUCAGCGCGUCGAUGUUCAACAGAGACAGUAUAUCGCGCAAUGUAUCACGACGAAGAUGGGCAAAAAUCAGUCCAGCUUAUGCAAUUCCACCCGCUGUCGACAAUGUGCUACACCGCACCACCCGAAUUUUGCGUGUACCAGGAGCUCGUGAUCACCAGUAAGCCAUUCAUGCGAUGUUCAUUGGCUGUUGAGCGUCGUUGGCUCGACUGGUAUAGCAAGGGCAAGCUGAAAGUCUCGUUGGCACUAUUGUAUGCUCUAUGUGGACGGACACCUCCCAUCCACGAGAAGGACGGGGAGCAAGAAAAAGGGAAGCAGUCAAGUAUUGAAUCAUCGGAAACAAACUCAUCAGCAAUAACUUUGAAGCCAACUCCAGUGACUGCUGAUGCCGUUGCUGCGGCCCGUGCACGCUUCUUGGCGCGAAAGAAAGGCUAUUAG